Durusdinium trenchii is the source of this 1171-nucleotide messenger RNA. Lineage: Eukaryota; Dinophyceae; Suessiales; Symbiodiniaceae. The record is from the annotation of a GenBank genome assembly.
CUUGUUCCUAGCAUUCGUGUUGGCACGUGAUUUCUGCCCCGUCCUUCCGCCAUGGCGUGAUGAGUCGGUUGGCACGGAGCCAGCAGGCGUUGAAACUCUUCUCUGAAGUCGAUUUGCCUCAUCCAUGGUGUCGGCAAGGCUGGUGCUUGUACCGGUGCACGGCAGCACGCGCUGUGAAGGUCGCAGCGUUUGAUUUCGACAAGACUCUCUACUUUGGAGGGCCUUCAUGGAAGUUGACUUCUGCACAGAUCCCAAAGCGGCUCCAACAGCUGCAGCAGUUUGGCUACACAGUCGUGAUUUUCUCAAAUCAACAGGGCCCUGGACGGCAGACCAGCUCUGAAAGGAUGCAGUUGGAAGUGGCGAAGUUACUUUCCAACUUCGAGGAUUUCUACGACUUCGUGCGGGUAGACCUUCAAAUCUUCGUGUCAACAGCCCGUGGCGACAUCGGGGACCCCUUUCGGAAGCCCAACACCGGAAUGUGGAAACUCUUUAGGUCAUUGUGUUUUCACCUGAACGACCUCGCCAAAGUUUUUAUGUGGGGAACUCUGCCGGCCGCAAGGGCGACGCCAGUGAUGUGGACAUGAAAUUUGCCCAAAACGCCGAGCUCAUCUUCUACACGCCGGAGGAGUUCUUGGGGUGGUGUGACUCCAUUCCGCGGAAGACCCAAGUUGCAGAAAACAUGAGAAAGCAUGUUUGAUUUCGAUUCGAACAGUUUUGACAUUCUUUUUGCGAUGUGACAACAAGAAGCUACUAGGAACAAGUGCAUCGCUAGUAACAAGUGCCUUACUAGUAACAAGGUUCACUACUAGUAACAAGUGCCACGCUACUAGGAACAGGUGCCUUACUAGGAGCAAGAAGCGAACGUAGAAACAAGUGCAUCGCAAACACACACCGUCACACGUGCGGCUCGGGGCUGAACAAGAGAGAGUCAAAAGGGAGGUCAAAAGGGAGUCAUUUUCGGUCUUCUGGUUGUAAAAGAGGUUUCAGAUAGUCUAAGAGUCUAAGCAUCACAGAGCGACGUUGCUACGCAAGCGACGCAGGCGCAUUGUAGACGAUCUCCGGAUCCAUCACCGUUUUUUUCAUGCCAUUUAAACGACAAUACAUGCAAAUACUGAAAAGAAAAGAAAAAGAGAAAAAGAAAGACAUCAAUAGCAAAAAAAAGUCAAAACGC